This is a messenger RNA of Halteromyces radiatus, 1426 nucleotides long. RefSeq lists its product as uncharacterized. Lineage: Eukaryota; Fungi; Mucoromycota; Mucoromycetes; Mucorales; Cunninghamellaceae. Gene Ontology annotation, cellular component: cytoplasm. The coding region runs from base 19 to 1320 and encodes 433 amino acids. The transcript is spliced from 7 exons. Gene Ontology annotation, molecular function: ubiquitin protein ligase activity; zinc ion binding. The record is from RefSeq and is a predicted model, not a curated record.
UUUUUUUUUUUUGAAUAGAUGCCAAACAUGAAAGAUGUUAUUACUGCAGUCGAUUUUCUUGAUGAACAACAACAAUUAGAACGCGAUGCUCAAGAAACCUUACCUGGAAAGUUUGAAAAGUGUACAUUUGAUUUGGGUUAUAUACGACAACCUCUUUUUGCCUGCAAAACAUGUUCAGCCCAUAGUAAUGACAACGACGACAAUGACGCGAAAGAUCUAGUAACAAAAACGACUACAAGGUCAGAUACAUUUACCCAAGUAGGUGGUAUGUGUUAUAGUUGCUCCAUUGCUUGCCACGCGGAUCAUGAUCUAUAUGAAUUAUUCCCAAAACGACACUUUCGAUGUGAUUGUGGUGUGAACAACAAGUUUGGUCAACAUGCAUGUGAACUCUCUUCUCCAACCAAAAAUGAAUCUGUCAACGACGAAAAUCAAUAUAAUCAUAAUUUUGUUGGUCGCUAUUGCAGGUGUGAUCAAUUAUAUGAUCCUUCAGUGGAGGAAGAAACUAUGUAUCAAUGUGCUCUAUGUGAAGAUUGGUUUCAUGAACGAUGUAUUGGAAACAUUCCAGAAGACAUUGAAGAUUUUGAAAGCUAUAUUUGUCGUGAAUGUGUCACCAAGCACCCAUUUCUUGCCAACGUGGAUCGAAGAUUCAGUAUUGGAGUAUGUACUCCUGAUAAGCCUGUUCAUCGAUGGAUCCGACCGACAACUACUGUUUCAGCAACUCCUCAAAGUAAAAAUGAUCAAAACACGAAUAAACUUAUCAACACCAAUGAUUCAACAAAUAGCGAUGCAUCUCUGGAGACUACCGAUAUCUUAACAAGUAGCAACACCAUCAAACGGAAUUGGAAUGAUGCAUUUGAUCAACAAAUAACACCAGAAGAUGAUAAUCAAGUGGAUAUAAAGAAACCGAAAUGUGAUGAUUGCAAAAAUGUGUGUGAUAUAUUGACAGGUGACGAAAUGAUGGAACUUUUCCUGGCAGAUGGAUGGCGUGAAGGAUUAUGCCACUGUCCAAAGUGUAGCGAACGAUACAAGCAAGAUAAGAUUGAAUUUAUCUUAAAAGAAGAAAAGACGUUUGAACCAGAAGAUGAUGAAGAUGCAGGCAAAUCAUUAUUACAAAUUGGUAUGGAACAACUAGGACGAAUGAAUCGGGUGGAAGCAUUGGAUGGAUUGCGACUCUAUCAAAACCUUUCGGAUCAACUCAUGCCUUUCCUUCGACGAUUUCAAGAAUCAGGUCAAGUAGUGACUGAACAGGAUAUACGGAACUUUUUUGAUGAAAAAAGACGGGAGCGUGAAGAAGAAAGGAUACGACAAUUGACUAGAUAGAUCUAUUGUUGUUAUAUAUAUAUAUAUAUAUUUAUUAUCUAUUAUUAUUGUUUUUAUACACUUUGUACAAAUAAAUGCUAUUAAAGUAAAUGAUGAUUGAUGGUUG